Molecule: messenger RNA, 3591 nt
Organism: Cladocopium goreaui
Lineage: Eukaryota; Dinophyceae; Suessiales; Symbiodiniaceae
Source: the annotation of a GenBank genome assembly
AUGGACCUGAAGCGUAAGAGGGAUGGUUUAACUGAUGAUUUUGCAGAUACCACUCAGUUUUGUAUGCAUGCACGUCACUGUUGGAUUUCAAACAAUGUCAGCACUGCCAAAAUGCCUUGGCAUUUCCGUUUAAUGGACAACUUGGACAUUUUGCAAAGAUCUCAAAAGAACCUUUUUCGAACUAUGGGAGCUAUGCCACCGCUUCCUGCUUUGGAAGGGUCAAAUGAGGGUUUGCCGGACAAGUUGAGCAGGCCUGGACUGGAUGAUCCUAACUUCAGUACGAAAGCCUUGCAAAACGCACAGAAACGUUCAUGGCAAGAUCAACUGAACUAUGAACGGAAAUGCGCCUACAGAAAGUGGAUUAGCAUUGUUUCUUCCAACCCUAUGGCAUUUGAGGUGGCGAGGCAGCAGAUCUUGUCUGGCCCGAUGGAGUUUGCCAAAGGAGGGUUGGCUGAAUCGAUCGGUGACUCGUUGGGAAACAAGUCAUCAAGCACUCUUCACUCGAGGGCUGGUCCGUUGCCGAGAUUUUUGAAAUUUUGUGCUGACAGGGACCUGAGGGCUUUUCCAUUGGAAGAGUACAGGGUUUACGACUAUGUCAAGUCGGUUGCUGACACGGCUCCGAGUUAUCCGCGGUCUUUCAUGCUGUCCAUUAGUUUUGCAACACGUGUUUUGGGCUUGCUUGGAGGCCUCGAAGUUUGCAGUUCGAAGAGGAUUGAUGGUGCAGUCAAGUUGCACUAUGAGAAGCGUGCAAAGGUGCGACAACGUCCUCCUUUAACUGCAGACCAGGUCAGAACCUUGGAAAGGGUUGUCACCAGUUCCAACAAGAGCGUUUACGACCGGGUUAUGGCUGGCUAUUUUCUCAUGUUGUUGUACGGCAGACUGAGAUUUUCUGAUGGCCAACGUAUCACUGGGAUGCGCUUGGAGUUGGUGCACGUUGAUUCAAAGCCUGUGGGGUUUUUGGAAUGCGCUGCUGAACGUACAAAGACCAGCAUCAGUUUGGAGCGUAAGGUUAGAUACCUGCCAAUUGCCAUACCUGUCCAGUGCUUGACCGAGCCUGCAUGGCUUCCUGUUUGGGAUAAGCUACGGGCUGAACAAGGUUUGAUGGCUUCUGGAAAAUCUGGUGGAAACUUCCCUGUUAUGCCUUCUCCAGCAGUUGGUGGUGGUUGGUCUCAAGCUCAGCUGAAUGUGACACCAGCAGGUGAGUGGUUGCGGAAUCUUUUGAAGAACACCGAGACUGUUGGUGAUAUCAGGGUUGCAACUCACAGCUGCAAAGCAACCCUUUUGGCUUGGAGCGCCCGUGCGGGUUUUGACCAUGACGUCAGGAGGCUGCUUGGGUAUCAUAGCGGAUCAGCCGAUCAAUCUAUGCUGGUGUACUCACGUGAUGCUAUGUCCCAUCCACUCAGGCUUCUUGUGGAUCUCAUCGGCAAGGUGGCCGGUGGCAGCUUUGACCCUGAUCUCACGAGGUCAGGCAUGUUUGCCCGUGAGGCAGGCGCUUUGCAGGAUGCUGGGGAUGACAUUGACUCAUCGAGUUGCGGUUCAGAAGACGAGGAUGACAGAGAUGUUUAUGAGGAAGAACAGGCGAUCGAACAGGAGAGCGACCGAAGUUCCUCCACCCGUUGUGUGGCACCUGCUUCAAAGACCAUUUGUCAGAAGACCAUGCUUGGGAUGUUUUACAAUAUGUCAUUGAAACAUGCGAUGUUGUGGCAGUGCAUUUGGCACCGCCAUGUGGCACAUGCAGCAAGACCGAAGAAGACUUCCUUUCUUAGCAAUAAGAGCAGUAUUUCUUUGAUGCAGCGUUUUUGCGAAGAUGUCGAACCGCACGUGCAUGAACCUUGGGGUUACAAUCCUGAACAAGGCUUUGCAACAGCAAUGGAAGCCCAAUACCCCAAUGGCAUGUGCGAACAACUUGUACGUGUUUUUGAUGAAAUUUGUUUGGAAAAAGGAGUCAGAGUGCAGCCUGCUGACUACAAACCUCCGCGUGUCGACAAGCAAGCACGUGGCAGGGCCACUCCACAACUGAUUCUGGAAUAUGAGAAAGUUUGCAGUGUUUUGUUAGAUGCAGUACCAUCGACAGAUGCAAAGCGUUGUUUGUGCGAGCCUUGCAAGCAUGUUCCAGCAGGUAGCCGCCUGCUGCGUACCGAGAAGAAGGGAGAGGUCAAAGCUGUGCUCGGUGCCAAGCGUUUACUUCUAAUGGAAAGGGUUGCAAAAAGUAUCAACUGGCCAGACACCACGCUGUUUCAGGAGAUGGCCCAAGGUUUUCGUUUGGUGGGACAGGCGACGAAAUCAAAUGUUUUUCAAUCUGGUAUCAAAGCGGCUUCAAUGAGUGAAGAGCAGUUGAUGAAGGAUGCCAAGUUUUUGAAGCCAGCGUUACUGGGAAAGAUACGGGCGAGCUGUGGAGAUGCCCACAGCAAGGAACUUUACGAGCUCACUGAAAGUGAAGCCUUUGAUAAAGGUUGGCUGUCUGGUCCUUACACUGCGCUUGAGAUGGACGAGCGCUUUUCUGGGCGAUGGCUUCCUGUCAGGCGCUUUGCAGUCAUCCAAAAGGAAAAGUUGAGGCCCAUUGAUGACUUGAAGGAAAACCGAGUGAACCAGACUUUCUCGUCAACGGAAAGGGCGUCACUGUAUGCCCUGGACCACCUGGUAUGGGUUUCAAUUUUUCUUGCAAGACUGUAUACAGUCGGUGGCGAGUUCAACUUUGAAUUGGAGGAUGGGACGCGAUUGUCUGGGUUUGUUCACAAAGACUGGAUAGAAGCGGGCGUUGAUUUGAAGGUCACAGCCAUGGACUUGAAAUCGGCGUACAAACAACUUCCUCUCAGUCCAUUAGAUUCAGACAAAGCUGUUAUUUCCUUGUGGAGCGAAGCGCACCAGGAUGUGCGAUGCUUCGAGUGUGCUACCCUCCCAUUUGGAGCUUCAGCAAGCGUUCACAACUUCUUGAGGGUGAGUGCAUUCCUGCAAGCCGCAGGGUGUGCGUUGGGGCUCUUGUGGACGAGUUAUUUUGACGAUUUCCCUAUGGUAUCCCAUGCGAUGCAUACCACCUCUACGUUGGCCUGUGCCAAGGGUCUCAUGUCUCUUUUUGGUUUCGUUUACUCGGAGGAGAAGCUGGCCCCCUUCGACUACACGGCUGAAAUUCUUGGAGUCGUGGUUGACUUGAGCAAAGCGUCGCAGAGAAAGAUUUCAAUCUCCAACAAACCUUCCAGGGUGGAGGAAUUGAACCUUGCUUUAAGGGAUAUCCUUGAGUCUGGCGUGGUGGUGCCUAACAAGCUACCUUCUGUCUUGGGAAAACUUCAAUAUGCAGACUCCCACGUGUGGGGGCGAGCUGGCAAGCUGGCCUUGGCUGACUUGAGAGAGCUUGGACACACGGCACCUACGGCCGUACGUUUGGGUGACACUCAGAUCAAGGCAUUCGAUGAAGUUCCAAGCGCAGUCUUGGACGUUUGGAGACAAGGUGGGAAGUCCCACGUUAUUGGCUUGGUUGAACUCUAUGCUUGCGUGGUGGCCUUGCGUCACUGGAAGAAGAGAGUCUCUUCCAGGAGGGUCAUCAUGUUCGUGGAUAACUGGCCUGCAUUGGACGUGCUCGUCAAAGGGACGUGA